GCUCACACCAACCAUUCCUUCAUCUGCUUCUGUUGGUUUCGUGUAGGAAAUUGCCAGGAUGGCCUUUCCUCUAUUGUACUAAAAAAACCGCUUCUUUUGCGCUUAACAAACUUCAUUCAUUCAUUCACUCACCUACUCUUUCUUUUCAUUUUUUUUUCUCUCAAAGAAGCAAGCAAAAAUUUUAGGGAGCACAACUUCCCCCCCCCCCCAGUUUCGCUGUUCAGUGACAAUGGCGAUUGUGAAUAUGGUGAUGGCUGUGGUUAUCAUGGCAGCGACCCUCGGAGGGAAAUUGGGUGCAGCACAAGUACACCAUGUGGUCGGAGGUGACCGUGGGUGGGACCUUUCCUCUGACGUGGCAUCUUGGUCCUCCGGUAGGAGCUUCAGGGUUGGAGACAAAAUCUGGUUCGCCUACGCCGCAGCACAGGAGAGCAUUGCUGAGGUGAAUAGCCCGGAAGAAUAUGAGUCGUGCGAUGUGAGCAACCCCAUAAGAAUGUACACGGACGGCAUAGAUGGCAUCCCACUGGAUGGGGAAGGGAUCCGUUAUUUCGUAAGCGGCAAGGAAGAGAGCUGCAAGAACGGUCUAAAGCUACACGUGGAGGUGAUGCCUUUUGGGAACCCCGAGCCCGAAAAGCCCAGAGUUGCAGUGGCUGCUGCAGCGCCCACCACUCCUUCUGGAUCAGCCCGGCUUUACGGAAGCUCCGUGUUAUUAUUGGUUGGGUUAUGGCUUUGCCAUAUGGCUAUUUGAUUGUACCAGUUAUGACCUCUCUGCACUCUUUUUCCUCUUUAGACUUUACCUUCUGCUUUAUAUUGUUGUACGAGAAUCUACUUUAAAUUUCAAAUUAUGUGUAUCACUUGAUAUCUUCAAGAAUUGGCCUUGAAGGACCAUAAUAUUAGAUUAUGAAAAUGUUGCUUCA
Messenger RNA from Gossypium raimondii (Peruvian cotton), 914 nucleotides. RefSeq names its product mavicyanin. Lineage: Eukaryota; Viridiplantae; Streptophyta; Magnoliopsida; Malvales; Malvaceae. The coding region runs from base 230 to 745 and encodes 171 amino acids. Gene Ontology annotation, cellular component: plasma membrane. Gene Ontology annotation, molecular function: electron transfer activity. The transcript is spliced from 2 exons. The record is from RefSeq and is a predicted model, not a curated record.